GGGACUCUGCACUACUACUACUGCAAGGAAAUUGGUGAUUUGAACGGCAGUUCAGCUCAAAACCGCCGACGCUAUUAAAUCGUAAAUUAAAUCUACGCGCGCGGUUCAAUAAAAGUGAAUUGUGUAUAAACGAAAGGGAAAUAGAUCAUUUGCAUAACCUACGACUACUUUCGAAACUUGUUGUGUGGUAAAUUCUGUAUUUACUAAUUACCAAAGCCAAAAACGCAAGUUUGUGGAUUUUCCUUUAAGAAGAAGACAAAAAUGACCUAAACACCAUGUGCAAUUUUACAGUGAAAGUUUAGUUGUGUAACCGACAACUUUUACAUUUCCUUUUAUCUAUUGAUAUACGUAAUUCUCACAUCAAGAAGAUGCUUAUAACUGAAAAUACCGCAAUGGGAGAUAGGGUUGAACCUGUACCGUCAAACAUUCCUAGUCCAGAUUUAGUUGGUGUAGCCAUAGACCGACCGCCCCAGUUGCAACACCAACAGUCAUCAGUAUGGGUACGAAGACAACAGGCCGUGUGCGUACGCCAUGCUUUUAAAACAUACGGAUCAAAAAAGAAUCCUAAUCAUGUACUUAGCAAUCUCAACAUGACAGUUGCCAAAGGAACAAUAUAUGGUUUACUAGGUGCAUCUGGUUGUGGUAAAACUACUUUGUUAUCGUGUAUAGUCGGUAGGCGUAGACUAAAUACGGGAGAGAUAUGGGUGUUGGGUGGAAAACCGGGUACGAAAGGUUCGGGGGUUCCCGGAAAGAGAGUGGGAUAUAUGCCACAGGAAAUAGCUUUAUAUGGAGAGUUUUCGAUUAGGGAAACGAUGAUGUAUUUCGGAUGGAUUUUUGGCAUGGGGACAUCCGAAAUAAACGAACGAUUACAAUUUUUGCUCAACUUUUUAGAUUUGCCCAGCCAAAGUCGUUUAGUCAAAAAUUUGAGUGGUGGUCAACAGCGUAGGGUUUCCUUCGCCGUGGCGCUUAUGCAUGACCCCGAAUUGUUGAUAUUGGAUGAGCCCACAGUUGGAGUUGAUCCUUUACUUCGGCAAAGUAUUUGGAAUCACUUAGUACAAAUUACAAAAGAUGGAAAUAAAACUGUUAUCAUCACCACACAUUACAUCGAAGAAGCCAGAUCUGCUCACACUAUAGGACUAAUGCGCUCAGGCAAACUUUUAGCAGAGGAGUCACCGCAUGUUCUUUUAUCAAUGUAUGGAUGCCAGUCGUUGGAAGAAGUGUUUCUGAAACUUUCCAGAAAGCAAGGACAAACUAAUAACACUGCGGAUUCCAAUAUUAGUAACAAUAUUAGUCUAGCAACUAUGAACUGGGGCAAGAAAGAUUCGAUCUCUGUUACCGAGGAAAGCGGAGUUGUAGGCCUUAAUUUCCAUCAAAGUAAAGAAGUACUGUUACAAGACGGAAGUCUCUUAGAGAUAAAUGGCGGAACAUCACUAACACCACCAAAGUCACCUACCACUGAAUCAUGUGAUAAUUGCUCUGAUUGUUUGCACAUUACCACCGUGGGAAAAAUGCGAGCGUUACUUCAGAAGAACUUUUUAAGAAUGUGGAGAAAUGUGGGAGUUAUGUUGUUCAUCUUCGCGCUACCCGUAAUGCAAGUGAUUCUGUUUUGUAUGGCUAUAGGCAGAGAUCCUACCGAUCUGAAACUCGCAAUCGUUAAUCAUGAAAUGAGCUACGUCAAUAUGUCAUAUCAAAACUGUAAAUAUCAGCCGGGCUGCAAGUUUAGCAAUCUCAGCUGCAGAUAUCUAGAAAAUUUAAAUAAUAACACAAUACAUAAGCUGUAUUAUCCCGAUCCAGAAUCGGCGGUCGAUGCAGUUAGGGAAGGGAACGCUUGGGGUGCACUUUAUUUCACGGAAAACUUUACCGACGCGUUAGUGGCGAGAAUGGCACUGGGAAAGGAUGCAGACGAAGAGACCUUGGACCAAAGUGAAAUACGGGUGUGGCUAGAUAUGUCCAAUCAACAAAUCGGUGUCAUACUUCAAAGAGAUCUGCAGCUUUCGUAUCAAGACUUCGCCAGAGAACUCCUAAAGUCGUGCAACCAAAAUCCCAAGAUUGCUGAAAUUCCUAUUUCGUUCAAAGAACCACUUUAUGGAUCCACGGAACCGUCCUUUACAGACUUUGUUGCUCCAGGUGUAAUUUUAACCAUUGUGUUCUUCUUAGCUGUAGCUUUGACUUCAUCGGCGUUGAUUAUCGAGCGUAUGGAAGGUUUACUAGAUAGAUCCUGGGUUGCUGGUGUUACUCCGGCCGAAAUUCUAUUUUCACAUGUGGUUACGCAAUUCGUAGUUAUGUGUGGUCAAACGGCUCUAGUGUUAAUAUUCAUGAUUUUGGUUUUUGGCGUGGAAUGCAAGGGAGAUAUCGGAUGGGUCAUAGUUUUAACGAUUCUUCAAGGGCUGUGCGGAAUGUGCUUUGGUUUUGUAAUUUCAGCAGUCUGCGAGUUGGAAAGAAACGCUAUACAGCUCGCCCUUGGCAGUUUUUACCCAACAUUACUACUCAGUGGCGUUAUUUGGCCAAUUGAAGGAAUGCCAACAGUCCUUCGUUAUAUAUCUACGUUUUUACCGUUAACGUUGGCCACAACAUCGCUUAGAUCAAUUUUAACAAGAGGAUGGUCUAUUGUAGAAAAAGACGUUUAUUUAGGUUUUAUUUCAACGACGAUAUGGAUUGUACUGUUUCUUACGAUAAGUUUAUUGGUUUUAAGGUUUAAAAGAGGAUGAUAUGUUUGCGGACAGAUUUUUUGUAUGCGGUGCUGACUAUGCAUACAGUUUUGUACCUAUUUGUAAAAUAAUAAAUAUUGGAUGACUUAUUUAA
This is a messenger RNA of Photinus pyralis (common eastern firefly), 2802 nucleotides long. Its product is annotated as ABC transporter G family member 20-like. The record is from RefSeq and is a predicted model, not a curated record. The transcript is spliced from 9 exons. Gene Ontology annotation, cellular component: membrane; ATP-binding cassette (ABC) transporter complex. Lineage: Eukaryota; Metazoa; Arthropoda; Insecta; Coleoptera; Lampyridae. The coding region runs from base 369 to 2708 and encodes 779 amino acids. Gene Ontology annotation, molecular function: ABC-type transporter activity; ATP binding; ATP hydrolysis activity. Gene Ontology annotation, biological process: transmembrane transport.